AUGAAAACAAUAUCGGAAUUUGUUCUACUUGUUGUUUAUGUUGAUGGCAUAAAUCUUAUUGAAACUCCAAUAGAGCUUCAAUUGACAAUUGAUAAUUUAAAUAAUGAAUUUGAGAUGAAAGAUCUUGGAAGGACAAAAUUAUGUCUUGGUUUGCAAAUUAAGCAUUUGACAUAUGGUAUUUUCGUUCAUCAAUCUUCCUAUACAGAAAAAGUGUUGAAAAGAUUUUGUACGGAUGAAGUGCGUCUAUUAAGUAAUAUGAUGGGUUUUUUUUCACUUGAUGUGAAUAAGGAUCCAUUCCGACCUCAUGAAAAAGAUGAGGAAAUUCUUGGUUCUGAAGUACCAUAUCUUAGUGGAAUUGGUGCACUGAUGUAUCUUGCGAAUACACAAGGCCAGAUAUAA
Solanum pennellii is the source of this 399-nucleotide messenger RNA. RefSeq lists its product as uncharacterized. The record is from RefSeq and is a predicted model, not a curated record. The transcript has a single exon. Lineage: Eukaryota; Viridiplantae; Streptophyta; Magnoliopsida; Solanales; Solanaceae. The coding region runs from base 1 to 399 and encodes 132 amino acids.